GUAGCAUAGGUUUUCAGUGAAUCCGAGAUUGUCCACAAGUCGUUUCUGCAAUGUUGGGGUUUGCAAUAUUUGCGGUGAUAUUUGUGGUGACGCUUAUCAUCAGUAUCAUUUACUUAUAUCCGAAAAAAACAAAAACAACUACUGUGCCUGGUCUUGAGCCUACCAAUAAAGAAGAUGGCAAUUUACCUGACAUUGGGCGAGCUGGGAGCCUACAUGAGUUCCUGAUGGAUCUGCAUGAGCAAUAUGGACCGAUAGCUUCAUUCUGGAUGGGAGAGAAGCUCAUUGUUAGCAUUGCCUCACCAGAACUCUUCAAGGAACAUCUCACUGUAUUUGACAGACCACCUGAGCUGUUUAACAUCUUCUUGCCCAUUCUGGGAGAGCAGUCUAUACAGUAUGCCAAUGGAACAGUUGGACGGAAACGCAGACAGGCCAUGGACCAAACCUUUAGUCAUGAUCAGCUUUCCCUGUAUUAUGAUGGUCUUCAAAAGAUAGCGAAUGACAUUGAGACGAAAUGGUUGUCCUUGGUGAAAGAAGAGCAUAUUCCACUGAGCCAGUACAUGUUUGCUUUUUCUAUCAAGGCAGCUUUACAGUCCUUCCUUGGUGGUCAUUUCAAGGAUGACAAAGAGGUUCUUGCCUUCAAGAGAGACUAUGAUGUGGUGUGGGCCGAAAUGGAGCAUCGUCUAGCAGAUCCCGAGUUGCCAGCUGACAAUACUGUACGAGCAAAGGCUUUCAACGAGAGUCUUCAGCGCAUAAAAGAUGCUGUAAUGAAAUCUAUUGAAGAUCGAAAGAAGAUUUCUGCCAAAUCUGAUGAUUAUAUUUUUCUUGACCGCAUGAUAGACUUCAAUGAAGAUGACGAUUUGACAUUUUGUGAUGGAAUAGUCAGUCUGCUUGGUGGAUUUCACACAACAGCAAAUGUGCUAACAUGGGCUAUGUACUUCUUGGCCAGUCACCAGGAUGUUCAAGACAAAGUGCACAAGGAACUGAAGACUGUUCUUAAAGACGAACCUGUGAAUCCACAUAACAUCAAGAAACUCCAGUAUCUGAGACAAGUGAUUGAUGAAACGUUGCGAUGUGGAGUUAUUGCUCCAUGGGCAGCCAGAUUUCAGGACUUUGACUCCGAGCUGGGAGGGCACAAGAUACCCAAAAACACUCCAGUGAUUCAUGCUCUAGGUGUGGUUCUACACGAUGAGAAAAUAUGGCCACUUCCAAACAAAUUUGAUCCAGACCGUUUUAAUCCUGAGAACACGAAAGCACGUCCAAACCUUGCAUUCUCUCCAUUUGGCUUCGCUGGAAAGAGAAUCUGUCCAGGCUAUCAGUUUGCCUAUAUUGAAGCUUCUAUUUUACUUGCCACCAUUCUGUUACGGUUUAAGAUUGAUCUCGUGGAAGGGCAGGUGGUAAAGCCAGUCUUUGGACUGGUUACUCAUCCCCUUGAUGAGAUCUGGAUCACGAUUAGCAAGCGAAAGUAAACCAGAAAAUAGAUCUACAAAUAUACAGCCCAAUUUACAAAAGGUUUUUGAUCCUGUGUAUCUUCUCUAAACAGGUGUAUUUAUUUAUUUUUUAAAUUUACAUUGAACACAGGUACAUGUAUGUAGCUAUUUUUGUACACAAGUCUUAUUCUGUCCAUGCUUAAUAUCUACACCUGUCUAAAAGAAAUGCAGAAAUGCAUUAUGAUCACCUUUCGUAAAUUCUUCCCUUUAUAUUUUAAAAACAACUGGUGUAGGUUUAAGUUUGUUUGUCAAAUGGUAUUGCCAGUUUGCACUGGUUACUGAUCCAACCCUUCAGUAUUUGUAUUCAGUGUUCAACCAUUUAAGUAUUUUCUAAACAAUGUGUGUAAGGUUAUGUUUGGAUGUCGGAUAUUAAAGCUAAUUAGGACUGUUUACUCAUCAUUUUGAUGAGAUUAGGAUUGUGAUUAGCAAGCACAUGUACACCAGAAAUGUAAAUAAUUCUAGAAAUGUUAUAGUUUCUAAACAACUGGUGUUAAUGCUAGUUGGGAUUCUUUUUCUCGUCACCUUUAUGAGAUCCGGAUGACAAUUAGUAAGCACGAGGAAACCUGCAAUAUAAUGGUUUCUAAACAGUUGCUGUUGAUUCAUGUUUGUCUGUCAAAUUGCAACACAAGUGUUUAUAUGUAGACACUAGUGUUGCGAAUCAGUCGGCAAGUGGAGUGUAAAUAGUUCUGUAGAACUACAGCCAAGCUUCAUUAUUUGAAUCAUUAAGUUUGAGAUAAUUGUUUUUGUUUAUAAUUAUGCCAUGGGACACUUUCUCAACUUGGAGAUAUCCUAGGCUUGGUGGAUAAAGAGAGGUCGAGAUAACGAUGUUUGACUGUACUUUGGGUUUUUUAAAGAAUUGGUGUAGGUGUAGGAAUGGGUGAAAGGUUUGUUUGGUUUGGUAACUCAGUAACAUGCUAAAUUGACAGGAAAACUAAUUAGUUGUAGAAAUAGAAUAUUUUCUUAAAGAGACCUUCCCGAGUUUGCUCCAUUGUAAGAUGUUUCCGACAAAUAAAAUAUUUCUACGAUUAAAUUUACAUAUUAAAUAUAUUUUCUUGUUUAGAAUAUCAGUAUCUGUAUAUUCAAUGUGUUUCUGGUCGU
This is a messenger RNA of Gigantopelta aegis, 2585 nucleotides long. RefSeq names its product cytochrome P450 20A1-like. Bases 51 to 1466 code for a protein of 471 amino acids. The record is from RefSeq and is a predicted model, not a curated record. NCBI's taxonomy places the organism in Eukaryota, Metazoa, Mollusca, Gastropoda, Neomphalida, Peltospiridae. Gene Ontology annotation, molecular function: monooxygenase activity; iron ion binding; heme binding. The transcript is spliced from 11 exons. Gene Ontology annotation, cellular component: membrane.